Balearica regulorum gibbericeps (East African grey crowned-crane) is the source of this 831-nucleotide messenger RNA. Lineage: Eukaryota; Metazoa; Chordata; Aves; Gruiformes; Gruidae. The record is from RefSeq and is a predicted model, not a curated record.
AUGUUGCUCUUCAUCUUGCUUUCGCUCUUCAAUUUCGACCCAUCUCUGAGCCUAAAAAUCUGCUCCUUCAAUGUGAGAUCUUUUGGAGAAACAAAAAUAGCCAGACCUGAAGUCGUCGAUGCCGUGGUAAAGAUCAUUUCUCGCUGCGACAUCACGUUGCUGAUGGAAAUAAAGGAGAACAAGAACCUGGUUUGUCCUCUCCUGGUGGAGAAGCUCACCAGGCACCAUCUGGUAUCGGUGAAACAAACCUACCAGUACCCUGACACCCAGCCCGGGGAUGAGGAUGCCUUCUCCAGAGAGCCCUUUGCCAUCUGGUUCCAGUCUCCAAAAACCGCUGUCAAAGAUUUUGCUAUAAUCCCUCUGCACACCACACCGGAGACAGCAGUACGGGAGAUUGAUGAGCUCUAUGACGUGUAUUUAGACGUAAAACAGCGCUGGAAAACCGAGAACUUCAUCUUCAUGGGGGACUUUAAUGCUGGAUGCAGCUACGUUCCCCAAAAGCAGUGGAAGAACAUCCGGCUGAGGACUUACUCUGAAUUCAUCUGGCUAAUUGGCGACAAAAAUGACACGACGGUGAAGAGAAGCACAAGCUGCCCGUAUGACAGGAUUGUUGUCAGUGGGCAGAAUCUCAUCCACUCUGUUGUGCCACAUUCUGCCAACAUCUUUGAUUUCCAGAAGGACUUCCAGAUGACUGAGGAGCAGGCACUGGGGGUGAGCGACCACUUCCCUGUAGAGUUUGAGUUAAAAACAAGAGGCGGCUUCUUCAACUGGCUGAAAUCACAGUUUUCAAGGAGGAGGAGACCAAGAAAGAGCCGUCGCUCGAACUCAUGA